Lytechinus variegatus (green sea urchin) is the source of this 3010-nucleotide messenger RNA. Its product is annotated as pyridoxal kinase-like. The coding region runs from base 186 to 1097 and encodes 303 amino acids. The record is from RefSeq and is a predicted model, not a curated record. Gene Ontology annotation, biological process: pyridoxal 5'-phosphate salvage. The transcript has 7 exons. Gene Ontology annotation, cellular component: cytosol. Gene Ontology annotation, molecular function: pyridoxal kinase activity. Lineage: Eukaryota; Metazoa; Echinodermata; Echinoidea; Temnopleuroida; Toxopneustidae.
GAUCAUGACUGCGUGCACUGCAGUCAGACAGACCAGUCCCAUAGUCAAUUUCUCGUGUUGGGCUACAGCUACAGUACAGUGCAGUGUUCCCAUUGCGUUGGUUGAGCUAUCCGUUUGGAUUGAAUCAUUGCCCUGUGGCCUUGCUGUUGUUGAAGAUAAAGUUAAUUUUAAGAAGAUUUUAAAACAUGGCUCUACCUGACCACAGAGUGAUUUCUAUUCAAAGUCAUGUUGUCUCGGGAUAUGUUGGAAACAAGUCAGCUGUUUUUCCUAUGCAGGUUUUAGGAUAUGAGGUUGAUGCGGUCAAUUCCGUCCAGCUGUGCAGCCACACUGGCUACAAACAUUUCCAAGGUCAAGUCCUGAACGAUUCUGAUUUGAAGACUCUGUUUGAAGGCCUGAAACUGAAUGAUAUUCAUCGAUACUCACAUCUCCUUACAGGCUACGUAGGAUCGGAGUCCUUCCUGUACGAGGUCAUACGAACAGUCAAAGAGUUAAAAGAAGCUAACGCUUCCAUCACCUACGUGUGUGAUCCGGUGCUAGGUGACGCUGGUCAGUUCUAUGUGCCAAAGGAACUGAUGCCGAUCUACAGAGAUCAACUCUUGCCUCUAGCUGAUAUCAUUACUCCAAACCAGUUUGAAGCAGAGUUGUUAUCGGGUGUAACCAUCACUGAUCAAGAGUCUGCUCUGAAAGCUCUAGGUAUCCUUCAUGAUAAGGGUGUUGCGACAGUCGUACUGAGCAGCUAUGAAUCAGGCAAUGAAGAUUCGUUAGUCACCCUUGCUUCAACACGAAAAGGAAAUGAGAAGAGAGUUUGUCGUCUGGAGUUCCCCCGUAUGAACUGUAUAUUCACCGGGACUGGUGACCUACUAUCAGCUCUCUUACUUGUAUGGACAGAUAAACAUCCAGAUAAUCUAUUGCUUGCCUGUGAGAAAGCUCUGUCUACAAUGCAAGCAGUCUUGAAGAGAACAUUGGAAAGUGCGCAAGCUCUGGCAGGACCAGGCAACAUGCCAUCACCAGCCCAGCGUGAACUACGUCUCAUCAAUUGCAAGAAUGUUAUAGAAAAUCCUCCAACUCUCGUCCAAGGAAAGUACCUAGAUCUUUGAUGACAAUUUUUAUCCAUUUAUUUAGUAAGGAAGAUGAUUUUAAUGAUUUAAAAGUGAAAUAUUUUUAUAUGGAUGUGUAAUAAUGCCCCUCAAAAUUUCGAGGGGUUCGAUGUAAGUGAAGAAUUUGUAGUCUCUUGUUACUCUAUAGAUGUUAAUAUGUACAUGGGUAUUUAUAUGUGGCAGUCUUCUUGAAAAUGUUAGGAAUCAAGAGAUCCAAGAUGUUUAUCAUCUGCUUACAUACAUGUACACACUAAGUCAUUCUCCACUGGCAAUGAAUUAAAGUGAUGGUAGUUAAAAUAAAACACUUUUUUCAUAAUGAAAUGCGCCUAUUUUAAUGAGGGACAUAUUGUAUAUUACACUGUGCUGGGAUCAAAAGACCCUGUACAUAAAUAUUUAAGCUCUUUCUGCCACUGAGAAUAUAUUGAAUGAUGGAAUAAAUAUUUUUAUAUUUUAAAAAAUAUGGUAUAUUGUAGCAAAUAUGGUUUACUAGAGGUUUUAGGCUGUCCGUCCAUGUUGCUUCUGUUCUCAUAAUGAUUAAAGAACCAUUUGAAGGAUCAACUUCAAACUAAUGGAUUGACAGGGCCUAUGCACUAUACAAAAACACCAUACUAUUAUGUAUGAAAUUAGAAUUCUUCAUUUGAACUAUUUGUAAUGUACGUUGAAAUAUGAAAUAGAUGAAUGGAAUCAUUCUUGUACAGGCGUGUGUCAAAGGUGUAUUCAUUGAGUGAAACUUUAGAUUAUGAUUGUAGCCCGAGUGGAUAGAAACCUAAAGAAAGAGAUUUAAUCUCAUCUCCCUCUGUAAAUCAGAAUCAUUUUGGUAAAAUUGAGUUUGGAUAUUUCAUGGAAUUAUUGACUGGGAUUAUGCACAAUAUAAAAGAAAUAAUCCGAAUUUAAUCUGAUGUCCAGGGGGGCGUUUCAUCAACAUUUUUUUCCGACAAGUCAGACAACUUUUCUGGAUUUCGAUUGGCUGAGAAGCACUGUUACUAUGGUAACUGUCGGAUAAAAUGGGAGUUGUCAGAUGAAACGUCUGACAAGUCCUUUCAUGAAACGCUCCCGUGGUAUGUACAGGGUUUUUCUCACACAAGAUGUUUUAUCUUGUUUUUUAUUUAAUAUUAUGGUCUUCACGGUACUAUGAUAGUGCAAACGUUGAAAGGAAACCCUUUUCAGAGAAUAUGACGACAUAUAUGUAUUGAUUACGGGUAAGCUCUUGGUACUGAUAAUAGUAUGACUGAAAUUGCUUAUUUGUUUUGAGACCAAAUACUUAGUGUAUCAUUCAGGCAUAGUAGAUCACACAAACUGUCGAGGCCAGUCGGUAUUACAGUUUCCACAGAAACUGAUGUGUGAAUCUGUCACUGUAAUUUGUAUUCACUUUUAUGUAGAGAUUUACUGAAAGAAAUCCUACGAAGACUAAAAAAUGAUAUGCGAUUUUGUCAUUUCUGUUUUGUGCAAGCCUGCAAGGUAAUUGUACCCAUAAUAAAACUUGACCAAUUUAGGAGUGCAAACUCUUUUUUGACAUGGUGUUCAUCUAUAGAUGCAUGUACUGUUUCAUCUUGUCAUAGAUUUAAAUACGAGUGAGGAAAACUUUAGGUUAUAAAUGAUACAUUAAUUAUUUUGCCUACACUUGAGGAAAUGAUUGAGAAUGUUGGUUUCCUGUUUUAUUAAGUACUUUAUUGCUUUAAAUAUGUAACUUUUAGAUCAUUUUUUAAUGGAAUCAACAGUUAAUAAAUCAUUUUGUUUGGGAAAAAUUUAUAAUUUCUUUGUCUAAUAUUGUUAAGAUAUUAAUAUGAUAGGCAGUUUGGGGUUAUGGUGUAUCUAGUUGGUAGAGUUUUAAUAUUUAUAGUUGAUUUGAUAAUUGUUUUGUGUUUCAUAAAUCAAAUGUCUAGGGAGCACAAUAAAAUCAAAUUCUCAUGAAA